AUAAGGGUACCACCCUAUUGUGUGUUGUGUUUGCGUUGAGAGAGAGAGAAACAGAAAGAGGAAAGAGAGAGAGUAUCUUUUCUUUCAAGAGCAACAGCACGCUUUGCUUCCUCAGCUAAACAACCUAACGUAUUUUUAGAGCCACUCCCCCUCCCCCUCCUCCUCUGCUUGGGUUGCGUGCGUUUUGCUCCAAAAUUCCUCGUUUCUUGUUUUUGGGUUCUUGAGCUAGCUCUUCUGGGUAAUAUAGAUAAAGGGAAUCUCUCCCUCCCUUUUUAGUUUUUACCCUUCUCUGGUUAACCUCUUGUUUCAUUUGUUUCUCCUCCUUUCCACCUCAAACCUCCUCUCUUGUAUGGUCAAUCCCCUCUUUGUACACAAAAAGCAAGUGGAACUCACCGUUGCCUUUGGCCUUUGAGUUGUUGAAACACCUUUUCUUUUUCGUGCUAUUCAUUCUCUUUGUGGGGUUUCUCUUAUUCAGAGAGAGAGGAGAUAUAUUAAUGUAUUCUGUUUGAUGAGUUCGUGAGAGGCUGUAAAAGUCGGUUCUUGUUGAGAUCUUAAGGUCCCUUCAACACUUCAAAUCUGGCUUCUUGCUUUUAGAAGGGCUUUCUUUUAGUGAUUUGAGCAUGUGGGUGUUCAAGGUUUUGAGUGCUGGUUAAGAACUCCGCUAACUUGCGAAGCUUGUUAAGCCUUGCUGUUUCACGUUCCUGUGAAGUUUUCUAGUUUUCUUGGUUGUUUCUUGUGUCAAAAGUCGAACAAGGUGGUUUUUAUCUGGUGAAAAUUAAUGGAAGGUUGUUCGAAGAAUGUUGAGGCAUGUCCUCGGUUGCUGGAUUUGAUUCCCAAGGAAAGAGAGUGGCUUGGUAAGAGAGAAGAUGAAAGAUCUUCAUCAGAGGAGAAAAAGCUUGAACUAAGGCUAGGUCCUCCUGGUGAAGACUGGUCUCUCAAAAACACCAGUAAUAGAGAAAGGCAUGAAUCUCAACUUAACUCUUUUGGUUGCUUCACCAAUGGAAAUCAACAAUCUCACAAGUUUCCAUCUUCCGCUGAGAAUUCACAUGUCUGGUUCAAUCAACAACAACAGGGACAGGUAGCUCCUCCUCCAUUUCUCAAGUUUCCAUCAUCAUCAACACCACCAACAGCAACUGCAUCCCAACAGAGCCUGCCUGUUAUGGCCAAGGAAUCCUCACAGCCCUGCUGCGCUAAAGCGGUAGUAGAGUUGCAGCAGUGUGCCGAAAAGAAGGCAUUUUCACCUCCGGCUCCUGCCAAUACAGCUGUGUCCAACAGCUCUCAGAAAAGAACUGCUCCUGGUCCAGUCGUUGGUUGGCCUCCAAUUCGUUCUUUCAGGAAGAAUCUUGCAACCAGCAGCGGCAGCAAUUCAAAACCAACCUUUGAGUCUCAAAAUAAACAAGCUGGAACUUGGAAGAAAGGGUUAUUUGUCAAGAUCAAUAUGGAAGGUGUCCCCAUAGGAAGGAAAGUGGACCUCAAAGCCUAUGAUAGCUAUGAAAAACUCUCAACUGCUGUUGAUGAACUCUUUAGAGGCCUUCUUGCAGCUCAAAGAGAUUCCUCUUCCAAUGGAAUCAUGGACAAGCAAGAGGAAGCUAAGGCAAUUACGGGUGUAUUGGACGGAAGUGGAGAAUAUACCCUUGUUUAUGAGGAUAAUGAAGGAGACAUGAUGCUUGUUGGGGAUGUCCCAUGGCACAUGUUCGUGUCCACAGUGAAGAGGCUGCGUGUAUUGAAGAGCUCUGAAGUUUCUGCGUUGAGCCUUGGAAGCAUCAAGCAAGAGAAGGUGCCGGUGAAUUAAGUGGAACAAACAAAUUAAGAUGGAUUUUUCUGUGAAGAUUCUCCACUGAAGAGUUGAUUUUGCGUCCUUGCUUUAUCAAUCUUGUAUUGAGCUUGUGCGACUCGAAGUAUAUAUAAUUAUUAUAUUUAGCCCCUUUUUCCUUGUAUC
Messenger RNA from Populus euphratica (Euphrates poplar), 1939 nucleotides. Its product is annotated as auxin-responsive protein IAA26-like. Gene Ontology annotation, cellular component: nucleus. Bases 779 to 1792 code for a protein of 337 amino acids. Gene Ontology annotation, biological process: regulation of DNA-templated transcription. The transcript has 6 exons. Lineage: Eukaryota; Viridiplantae; Streptophyta; Magnoliopsida; Malpighiales; Salicaceae. The record is from RefSeq and is a predicted model, not a curated record.